UUUCUAUGCUGUUGUUUUGUUAGUUUUAUGUAAGGCUAGGUCAGCGAAGAAUUUUAUUUUUAUUUUUGAUGAUUACAUACAUUUUUUUCUAUUAAUUUUAAUGUUAUAAAUGAAUUUAAAUGAGUGCGUUUAUCAGCCCGUUGCAACUUUUGAACCUCCUAUUAAUUUAGAAUUAAAUUCUUCCCUUUCGGAUAUUUCUCCAACUAUAUCAGACGAAGAAUAUAUUCGCCCUGAUAUAAAAUUGCAUCGAGGCUCUAAAUUCAUUAAUACAUCAGUGUACAUCACAACAAUGCCCCCUAGCAAACGCGUAACACGCAAAUGGGAGGUAUUUGCUGGACGCAAUAAAUUUUUUUGCGAUGGCUACCUCAUGACCGCUCCCCAUUCUGGUGUCUUCUAUUUGACUGUAAUACUCAUUUCUGUGACUAGUGGAUUAUUUUUUGUUUUUGACUGUCCAUUUUUAUCAUAUCAUGUAUCACCACUAUUACCAGUUGUGGGGGCUUUAUUAUUCGCAUUUACGAUGAGUUCUUUGUUGAGAACUUCUUUUAGUGAUCCAGGUAUAAUACCUAGGGCUCCUUCUGAUGAAGCAAUGUACAUCGAACAACAAAUAGAAAUACCAAAUUCUGUGAAUAGUCCAACGCACAGGCCUCCACCUCGUACAAAAGAGGUUCUUGUGAAAGGUCAUUGCGUUAAAUUAAAAUAUUGCAUAACUUGCAAAAUAUUCCGUCCUCCUCGGGCUUCCCAUUGCAGCUUUUGCGAUAACUGCGUGGAAAGAUUCGACCACCAUUGCCCAUGGGUUGGUAAUUGCGUGGGCAAAAGAAAUUACAGAUUCUUCUACAUGUUUAUUGUCUCUCUUGCAUUUCUCGCUGUCUUUAUAUUCGCAUGUGCUAUAACCCACCUAAUUAUGUUGACUAAAGAUGAUAAGCAAUUUUUGGAAGCUGUUAAGGAGAGCCCCCCAAGUGUAAUCGUGGUUGUGAUAUGCUUUUUUUCUGUUUGGUCUGUUUUAGGAUUAGCUGGAUUUCAUACUUAUUUGAUUACCAGCAAUCAAACAACCAACGAAGAUAUAAAAGGUUCAUUUAGUGCGAAGGCAGGCCAAUUAUCCUCUAACCCUUACUCUAGAGGCAAUGUAUGUUUAAACUGCUUUCAUAUUCUUUGUGGACCUGUAACUCCUUCAUUAAUUGACAGAAGAGGCAUAGUCGCAGGAGAUUUAAAUGGAGAUUGCCUAUAUGGUGACAAACAAAAUGAUCUUGUCAUAACAAAUAAAAAUUUUUCACAUAUGGAGAAUGUAGAAAUUUUAAAUAAGAGUGGUGAUUCUCUACCUCAUGGCAUUUACAGAAAUCGUCCUGACAGCUUUGAUCCCAAUAGUUCGAGUGCUACGCAUUUAGUAAGCAAUGAAAUAGCAUUAGCAACAUUACCAAAUGGAUUAGGGGAAGGUACGAUGGCUGAUGUUGGUGAUAUUAAUAAUUCAAAUCAGAUGUCGAAACAAAACAGUGGUAGUUACAACAAUUUAUUUAAUGUGGACAGCUGUACUACAGAAACUGAAGUAUGUUCUGAGGCUGUACCACAUGAUUUAAAACCUCUGGAAUGUGGAAACAUCUAUUCCAAUAUUCCUAGUGUUGAUUUUAUGCAAGGUGGUGAUGGUAAAACUGAUGAUGCAAGUAUGCAUUUGUAUUCCAAUAUCCCAGUGGCAUCUGCAGUGAAUGAAGAAAGAAACAUUGGUUUCAAUAAUGAUUUAGAUUUGGAUCCCGUGGAACUAACGAGUAACAUGGCUAAGGUCCAAGUGAGAAAAAUAGCUAAAGAGUCUAUGCAUGGCACAGAAUUUUAUAAAAAUAAUUUAAAUUUAAAGGGUACAACAAAAAAGGAUAACGGUGAUGACAGUAAAAACAGUAUUAUUAAUUUUGAAAACUGUAAUCAGACGAAUGCUCCAAAUAGUAACGAUACAGUGUUAAGUGCUAGUAGAUUACAACUUCUCCAAGAUACAACGAUGAUAGAUACAGCUCUUGACUUAGAUAGUUUGGAUGGUUCCAGCAUUGGUAACAGUUCUCAAGUGGGUUUAGUGAAGAUAGUGAACUAA
Messenger RNA from Ctenocephalides felis (cat flea), 2071 nucleotides. It is a transcript of the gene app, whose product is annotated as palmitoyltransferase app. The record is from RefSeq and is a predicted model, not a curated record. The transcript has 10 exons. Gene Ontology annotation, biological process: protein targeting to membrane; peptidyl-L-cysteine S-palmitoylation. Gene Ontology annotation, cellular component: Golgi apparatus; endoplasmic reticulum. The coding region runs from base 110 to 2071 and encodes 653 amino acids. NCBI's taxonomy places the organism in Eukaryota, Metazoa, Arthropoda, Insecta, Siphonaptera, Pulicidae. Gene Ontology annotation, molecular function: protein-cysteine S-palmitoyltransferase activity.